UACGAAACUGGCCUUUUGUGGAGAAGGGAUGGAAUAGAACUGCCAGACAGUAAAUCCAUGGCCGAAAAGCGUUUAGUUUGUUUAGAGAGGCGGAUGAGUCGCGAUGAUCUACUAGCUAAAACAUUGGAAGAGAAAAUAAGAGAAUAUGAAUCAAAAGGUUUUAUACGAAAGUUGAGCCCUAAGGAAGUUGCUGAGAAGCACCCACGGAAGUGGUAUUUACCGAUUUUUCCGGUUAUGAAUCCUAACAAGCCCGGUAAGGUUCGGAUAGUAUGGGAUGCCGCUGCCAGAGUAGGCGGACUUUCAUUAAAUUCUGUCCUGCUAACUGGACCAGACCAGCUUGCAUCUUUGCCAUCUGUAUUAUACAGGUUCCGAGAGUAUCGCUUCGCUAUAGCAGCCGACAUACGAGAGAUGUUCCAUCAAGUAGAGAUCAAUGAAGACGAUCAACAAAGCCAGCGGUUUCUGUGGAGAGAUGGGGAUUCAAGGAGGUCUCCUGAUGUGUACAUAAUGAAGGUGAUGACCUUCGGAGCCACAUGCUCGCCUAGUUGCGCUCAAUUUGUGAAAAACACCAAUGCUGCACGUUUCCAGCAACAGUUUCCACGAGCCGUAGCUUGUAUACAGAAAGAUCACUACGUUGAUGAUCUUCUGACUAGUGAAGAGAACGAAGACGAAGCUAUACAACUGGCCUCAGACGUACGGUUUAUCCACGCACAAGGAGGUUUUGAGCUCCAUAAUUGGCUAUCUAAUUCAAAUAGGCUGCUAGAAACGGUCAGCGAGGCAGGCGCUGUCGAGAAAGAUUUAAAUCUCAGCUCCGAAAUGGCAACGGAAAAAGUCUUGGGCAUGUGGUGGAGUAUUUCGUCGGAUACGUUUACGUUCAAACUUUCACCAAAACAUGAUAGAGAACUACUUAGCGGACAGAAGAUUCCGACAAAGCGCGAACUCUUAAAAACACUCAUGAGGAUUUACGAUCCCUUGGGAUUGAUGACUGGUUUCUUAAUGUUCCUUAAAAUUCUUCUUCAAGAGGUGUGGCGUGCAAAAACAGAUUGGGACGCAGAAAUACCGCCAGGGCUGGCAGACAAAUGGAUGGAGUGGUUAAAAGUUUUGCCGCAAGCUGAGAGGCUAAGCAUUCCCCGUUGCUAUCGACAAACUACGACAGCAGCAGAGGAUAACGUUGCUCAAUUGCAUAUUUUCGUCGAUGCAGGACGGGACGGACUGGUCGCCGUGGCAUAUCUGAGAUUCGAGCAGGCGGGUACAAUAGAAUGUGCCCUAGUAGGAGCGAAAGCUAGAGUUGCCCCCUUGAAAUAUGUGUCGGUUCCGCGUCUUGAGCUGCAAGCCGCUGUGAUCGGAACACGCAUGGCUGCUAGCAUUGCCGCAGUGCACCGCGUGAAGAUAUCUGAGAGAUACUUCUGGACGGAUUCUCGGGACGUUAUUUGCUGGAUCAUAUCCGACCACCGACGAUAUUCUACAUAUGUUGCACACAGGGUUGGUGAAAUAUUAGAAGCCACUGAGCCAGCCGAGUGGAAUUGGAUUUCAACACGCUUAAAUCCAGCGGAUGAAGGCACAAAAUGGCAGAAAAUACCCGACCUUACCGCAUCCGGUCGUUGGUUCACCGGGCCUGAUUUUCUCAAAGAACCAAAAAAUCAAUGGCCGGUGAAUAAGGAGAAUGUUGGAACAACCGAUGAAGAGAUUUUAUCAAAUGUGCUUCACCAUUAUGAGUACAUACCCAUAAUACGUUUCGAGCGAUUUUCUAGAUGGAAGCGCCUUCACAGAGCUGUGGCAUAUGUAUUACGGUAUCUGUCCUAUCGACGCAGAAAGGUUCGUUCCCCACCAAGUGCUAUACCGUUCACCCAGGAAGAAUUACAGCAGUCAGAAUGGUGUAUAUACCGUCAGGUGCAAAAGGAAGCUUUCCCCGAAGAAUAUAACCUUUUAAUCAACCACAACGCACCAGAAACUAAAAGUAUAUUGGCAAAAUCCAGUAAGCUCUACAAAUUAAGUCCGUUCGUUGACCAUGCUGGAGUCUUAAGGAUGAACAGCCGCAUUAAAUCGUGCCAGUUUAUUGCAGAUUCGGUCAAAUAUCCUAUCUUACUACCCAAACGGCACUAUUUGACAGACCUAAUAAUAGCUGAUUACCACUGUGAAUAUAAACACCUAAAUCAUGAGACAGUGAUAAAUGAAAUUCGUCUCAAAUUUCAUAUUCCGCAGCUUCGCGCAGCAUGCAAACGUGUCAGGUACAAUUGCCAAAUGUGCAAGAUACAAAGAGCUAAACCAACACCUCCUAUGAUGGCGGAGCUUCCGGUGGCGCGAAUGGCUGCAUUCACUCGUCCGUUUUCGUAUACUGGUGUAGACUAUUUUGGACCAAUGUCAGUAGUAGUCGGAAGAAGAACAGAGAAACGUUGGGGUGUUCUAAUGACCUGUUUAACAGUUAGAGCUAUUCACAUCGAAAUCGCACAUUCUCUUUCCACCGACUCGUGUAUCCUAGCCCUAAGAAAUUUUGUGGCCAGGAGAGGGGCACCAAUUGAAAUCUUCAGUGAUCGCGGUACAAAUUUUAUUGGGGCAGGACGUAUUCUACGAGACGAGCUGCAAAAAGUGGACCAAAAUAAAAUGAUGGAGCACUUUGUAAGUCCGAAUACCAAAUGGACGUAUAACCCCCCCGCUGCUCCACACUUUGGGGGAAGCUGGGAGCGAUUAAUCCAAUCGGUUAAAAAGAUCCUGGACCAAAUAAAGCCAAGGCAACUUCCGACUGAUGAGCUACUAAGAAACAUGCUGUCUGAAGUCGAAAUGAUAAUUAAUUCAAGACCGCUUACGGACGUACCGAUAGACGCAGAUUCUUUGUUUCCCCUAACACCGAAUCACUUCAUCCUAGGGUCUUCCAAUGGUGCCAAACCCCCGAUCGCAUUUAAUAACAAUACAGUUUUGUUAAACAACUCGUGGAAGGCGUCGCAAGCCUACGCAGAUGAAAUCUGGAGACGUUUUAUCACGGAGUAUUUGCCAACACUCACGCGAAGAUCAAAGUGGUUUCAACAGACGCGACCAAUACAGGUAGGCGAUGUUGCCGUCAUCGUAGACAACCGCCUUCCAAGGAAUUGUUGGCCGAAGGGACGAGUUAUAGAGAUCGUCCGUUCUAAGGAUCGACAAGUACGGCGAGUAACAUUGCAAACAUCCCAAGGAAGAUUGGAGAGACCUGCAGUGAACAUCGCAAUCCUGGACGUCGGUUCCAGUUCGAGUAAGUCGGACCAAGGCCACGACGUACUGGGGGGGAAUGUCACCCUGUCUGUGACGAACCAACAUUCAGCGAGUUCCCCUGGUGCUACCAAUUCACAAUAGGCCUAUUGAAGCGACGCUUUAUCCAUCAUCCGCACGAGCGAUACCGAUCGGAAACGAUCUACGAUCAACGAUAAAACAGCCAUGUUGAAUGUAGAUCGCCACUUCAGGAGUAGCAGCAGACUGAACCAGCGGCUUAGCGAAAGUGGUGAUUAUUAUACUUAUAGUUCUACUAAAGUUAAAUUUAUAAUUAUUAUAAAAUACCUAAAAUUUAAUAAUAAGCCCAGUGAUUAUUUUCGAACACAAUUAUCAAUAUUUAAAACGCAUCACCAAGUGCAGAUUAAAAACGGAGGUUCAAUAUUAUAAAUGAGCACUAAACGUAAGUGGAAUCUGCAUGAAAAUAGCAUGAGAGAUUGCAUGAGAAUCUACAAUUUAAGUUCAACAUUACCUACACCUAAGAUGAAUCGCUUAUACGCCCCCACGUGCUUUGAUCGCUCCAACUUACUUCCCAUGCUGAGAGCAUGUAGAAUCUAUAUCACUAUAAAAACCCAUAAUUUGAAAAUAAGGAAAUUACAAAAAAUGUUAAACCUAGUUCUUAAGAUUAUUAUACUA
Molecule: messenger RNA, 3870 nt
Organism: Wyeomyia smithii (pitcher-plant mosquito)
Lineage: Eukaryota; Metazoa; Arthropoda; Insecta; Diptera; Culicidae
Exons: 2
Coding region: 58-3321 (1087 amino acids)
Biological process (GO): DNA integration
Molecular function (GO): nucleic acid binding
Source: RefSeq, a predicted model, not a curated record